GGGCGUAGUGUGAGUAGGCACACGGGUUUUCGUGCCCUGUGGGUGGAGCCACAGUCUCACGGAACUUUGAACGCUUGGUUCUCAAUAUUCAUAAGCCUUCCUGACUACAGUAGAAGAAGUGAACGCAACUAGGUUUCCUAACUCCGUUGCCUCGCUGCUAAAGACAAACUUCCUUUGGGUUUGUACUACGAGUAACUGUUAGUUAAACAACAAUCAUCAAAUCGACUUGUUUGUUGUUUCACUUUCAGAAGGAAACAUCUGACAACACAAAUUGACCAUGUCGGACUCUGUGGACGCCAGACAAGUGAAUGCCAAAGAGGAUACGUAUCUCACAGAUGCCGGAGUCGAUCAGACGGAUGCCAAACCACAUUCAGAUGUUUUUCAGUACAACAUGAACUACCCCAGUCUGGGUCAAUGUGUCAUCAUCAACAACAAGAAUUUCCAUAGAAAAACAGGAAUGGGAGUUCGUAAUGGGACAGACCAGGAUGCAAAGAAUGUGAUGGAGACCUUCUCAAAUCUGGGCUUCACAAUGAAAAUGAGCAAUGAUCAGACUGUCUCACAGAUGAGAGAUCUGUUAACUGAAGUGUCUCGGGAAGAUCACAGUCAUUCGGCCAUGUUUGUGUGUGUGUUGCUGAGUCAUGGAGAUGAUGGUAAGAUAUUUGGCACAGAUGACUUUAUCGAGCUGAAGCAACUGUUUACGCUCUUCAGAGGAGACCGCUGCAAAUCACUGGUGGGGAAACCCAAGCUUUUCUUCAUUCAGGCUUGCAGAGGCUCAGAUCUAGAUGCUGGCAUUGAGGCCGACAGCGUAAGUGAAGAGGAAACACAGAAGAUUCCUGUUGAGGCAGAUUUUUUGUAUGCCUACUCCACUGCACCAGGUUAUUACUCCUGGAGGAACGUUGCUAAUGGUUCCUGGUUCAUCUCCUCGCUGUGUGAGAUGCUGUCAAAAUAUGGCAAGCGACUGGAGAUCACGCAGAUCAUGACACGUGUUAACCACAAGGUGGCGCUGGACUUUGAAUCCUCCUCCAAUCUGCCAGGGUUUGAUGGCAUGAAACAGAUACCAUGUAUUGUGUCUAUGCUGACCAAAGAACUCUAUUUCUCUAAAUAAUUCAUGUGUAUUUUACUGAUUACGUUGCAGUGGAUGCAAACACUUUUAAAUCAUUUUUAAUAAUAUUAUGCAGCCAUUUAAAGCACUGCAGACUGCAGUAGGGAUAUACAGGGAAUUUUAAGAGAAACACUGGAUUUCAAUACACUAUUAUCUGAGUUUUUGAAAUGAUCUGUAUCUUUUUCAUCCUGGUGUGUGGCAUGUUUACAGUGCUGGAUUUGACACAGACAGCUCCUUUAGGAUCUUUAUGCACAUUUAGGCUGUCAGUCAUCAUUUGUGCCUUGCUUGCUUUGACUUGUACGUGCAGAUGUCUGUGAGUCUGAAAGUUCGCAAUUCUCAGGUUUAUCAUCAGCAUGCAUUAAAGAUUCUUUGACAAGAGGAAGUUCUGAACAUAAACACUAUUUGUAUUAUGAUAAAUAAACAUUUUACUUUGGUA
Sinocyclocheilus anshuiensis is the source of this 1538-nucleotide messenger RNA. It is a transcript of the gene casp3b, whose product is annotated as caspase 3, apoptosis-related cysteine peptidase b. NCBI's taxonomy places the organism in Eukaryota, Metazoa, Chordata, Actinopteri, Cypriniformes, Cyprinidae. The transcript has 8 exons. Bases 278 to 1105 code for a protein of 275 amino acids. Gene Ontology annotation, molecular function: cysteine-type endopeptidase activity. Gene Ontology annotation, cellular component: death-inducing signaling complex; cytoplasm. Gene Ontology annotation, biological process: proteolysis; neuron differentiation; apoptotic process. The record is from RefSeq and is a predicted model, not a curated record.